Messenger RNA from Penicillium subrubescens, 1743 nucleotides. RefSeq lists its product as uncharacterized. The coding region runs from base 1 to 1743 and encodes 580 amino acids. The record is from RefSeq and is a predicted model, not a curated record. NCBI's taxonomy places the organism in Eukaryota, Fungi, Ascomycota, Eurotiomycetes, Eurotiales, Aspergillaceae. Gene Ontology annotation, molecular function: DNA binding; protein binding. The transcript is spliced from 4 exons.
AUGGUUGUGUCUCUUGAUCACCUUCCGGAGGAGAUUCUUCAUUCCAUUCUAUGCCAUUUGCACCCGCGCUCUGCCGCCGCGCUCGAGCAGACCAGCCACCGAUUCGAGAAUGUGACCAACGGACCACUACUAUGGCGGCGCUACUGCGAAAUAUACUACAAAUCAUGGGACAAGAAACAUGAGAUUUUACAAAAACUUGCGCUUCCGGUGUCGGCUGUCGAUUGGAAGGCUCUCUUUGUGUCGAGAUAUCACAUUGACCGGGCUGUCACUCAACUUCUGGAUAGUAUUCUUGGCAGUCAAACAGGACGCAUUGAGAAAUUUCGCGCCGUUAUCGAUUAUGGAUACGACGCGAAAGAUACCCUUCUGCGACACAGUACAGUGGAAUCGGGCGAGGAUCAUCUUGCGAGAAGGUACUAUUCGCGCGCACUUUUAACCUGUCUUCAUCGGAGCAUUGCGGUUCCGGAGUGGGCCAGGCUCCGACGGGGUGAGCCAGUGUCGCUAGAGCGCGCCUUGGGGGCGUUCGACCUCUUUAUCCCUGAGAGCGGAUAUGGGGACCUGGACGAGGUCAAAGAAACGCUCGAUGAUCUCGUCGCCCAAUUUGGUGCUUCUCGUUCCGAAUUGGAUGAUCUUAGCCCCCGCAACAAGGCUCUGUUACUUGCAUCUUGGCUACGGGAUCGCAAUCUGACGGGGAUUGAAUUGGGUCGGGAAUAUCAUGCCUUGGAACACAACUUCCUGGGCCUGGCCCUGAACAGUCCAGGACACAACUCCCUCCCACUGAUCUCUGCAGCCAUCUAUUGCUAUGUGGCGCAAGCAAUUGGUUUGGAUGCUCAGCCUUGCGGCUUUCCAUUUCACGUCCACGUCAUUGUCACUCCACUGCCUGGCUUUGACAUGAAUGGGGAGGCUCUGUCCGGAAUGGAUGUAGGCCCUCCCAUGUAUGUGGACCCAUUCCGAGGCGCACGGGAAACCCCGGUUUCUGAUCUACGAGACCAACUUGUUUUUCUUGGUGCUUCUGAAACGGAGCAGGCGGCGUUCCUGGGCCCAUCAUUAACGUCAGAGAUUGUCCAGCGGUGCAGCAGAAACAUUUGGACUUCAAUUCAUUCCACUCCCCAUCCCCCUGACGGGCACACAACAUCGAUGGACGUGGUGAGUGCAAAAUACGCCUCCUUAUGGUCCUCGAUGCUUCUUACGGGGGAUUCGCGACCCAUGGACCUACGUCACCACCUGCCCUUGCUCAUGGAGCUUUUUGCCACGGAUUUUCCCUCCGACAUCUUUUUGGUAGAGAAGUAUAUUGUCCCUCUAUUCCAGGGUCUUUUCGAGCAUGAACAUAUUUUGGAAAGUCUCCAUGUUAUGCGCGCCGUGGAUGAGAUUCCCAAGCAGGUGCGCCGGCGGACUGGUGAGAAUCAGAAUAUUCGAUUCUCAGUGGGUCAGGUUUUUCGACACCGUCGGUAUCAUUACCGUGCUAUCAUCACUGGCUGGGAUCGCGAAUGUGGUGCAGGGGAGCAGUGGAUGCGACGAAUGGGCAUUGAUCGCUUACAGGCGGGCCGUCAUCAAAGUUUCUAUCAUGUUCUCGUGGAGGAUGGAAGCGUCCGAUAUGUGGCAGAGGAAAACAUCGAUCUGAUUCUCCCUAAAUUCAGUGAGUUACCUUCCAGUCUGACGAGCAUUGCGGGGAAGCAUUUCAAACGGUGGGAUGAGGAGUGUCGGGCUUUUGUCAGUAAUAUGAGGGACGAAUACCCUGAUAAUUAG